AUGGCCCACCUAAACCCGCGUACCCCAUUACCUUCCGAUGCUGUACACAUCAAUCAUGAUGGUGCCCCAACAGCUCCGACUCACAUGAUUCACGUGACCUACACAGCUGCAGAAGCAGCUCAAGGUCAAAUUCCGAGCGGAUACAUUCAACCGUUUUACCCACCUCCUGGCCUGCUGUACCCUUCUCGCCCUCAAGGUGGUCAACAUCCACCUCCUGCCCCCUCGUACCCACCACAAUCAUACCCAACUUCAGCCCAACAACCUUCUGGUGGUGGUUCACAUCCACCACCUGUUCCCGUAUCAUCACACCCUUAUUUAUCCGGAUCUUCGUACCCAGGUUCUUACGUUUUCACAGAUCAUUCUGGAUCUUCGUACCCUGGCUACCCAUCUACUACAUCUGCACCGUUUUCUGGUUCUUCGUACCAACCUCCAUCUGGUUCUUCGCACGUUGCUCCAUCGUAUUGUCACCCCGGUCCUGGAAUAGGCGCCCCACCCAGCAUGUUUGCACAUGCUGGAAACCCUUUCCAAACCGAUUCUUUCUAUCACCACCGUCCUGUUCACUUCGAUCCUUCGGCUCAUUUCCAUAAUCGCCCGUUUUCUCAACUGCCUCCUUCUGCGCACUCGUAUUCUCAACCUACUCCGAAUUUACAUCUCCACUCCAAAAUCAAAGAGAAAGACACGCAAGACACGCACUCGACAACUGGUACCGCUCCCUCUGCUUGCUCUAGUCAACCUGCUUCUACUCCGACAGGUACACCCAUCAUGGGUUUACCUGGUACUGCCAACAUUGACGUUCCAAUUCAAUUGACCUCGGACAACAAUGAACAAGACGCGAUUCAAAUUGUGUUAGACAACAAUGAAAGAGAUUCGGACUGGCCUCCUAUUGGCUGA
Molecule: messenger RNA, 891 nt
Organism: Melampsora larici-populina 98AG31
Lineage: Eukaryota; Fungi; Basidiomycota; Pucciniomycetes; Pucciniales; Melampsoraceae
Exons: 2
Coding region: 1-891 (296 amino acids)
Source: RefSeq, a predicted model, not a curated record